Paramecium sonneborni is the source of this 687-nucleotide messenger RNA. The record is from the annotation of a GenBank genome assembly. NCBI's taxonomy places the organism in Eukaryota, Ciliophora, Oligohymenophorea, Peniculida, Parameciidae.
UGAUUAUUUCUAAAAUAUAAAUAAUUUAAAAAUGUAGGAGUAAAUAUUUAAGAUAGUGAUUAUAGGGAAUAGUGCAGUAGGAAAAUCAUCUUUAUUGAUUCGAUAUUGUGAUGAUACUUUUAAAGAUAUUUAUUUAAGCACAAUAGGAGUGGAUUUUAGAUUUAAAACAAUAAAGUUAGAUGGAUUAGGUGUAAAGUUGUAAAUUUGGGAUACUGCAGGUUAGGAGAGAUUUAGAAAUAUUACAAAUUCAUAUUAUAAAGGUAUAAAAGUGUUAGUUAAUAUGUAGGUGCCUAGGGUAUAGUAAUAGUAUAUGAUGUGACAAAUGCGAAAUCAUUUGAAGAUGUGACAAAAUUUUGGAUGAUGGAAUUAUCUCAUUAUGCAGAUUAGAAUGUGAAGUUGAUGUUGUUGGGGAAUAAGAUAGAUUUAGCAACAGAAGAGACAAGAUAAGUAAGUUAAGAGAUGGCAGAAUAAUUAGCAAAAGAACACAAUAUGUAACAUCAUGUUGUAAGUGCAAAGACAGCUGAAGAAGUAUAAAAUAGUAAUAAUAAUUUAAAGGUUGAGAAUGCAUUUAUAAGUUUGGCUAGGUCUAUUUAUAAUGAGAAAUCUUUAAGAGAGAUGGUACAUCCUUAAUAAUAAUAAUUGAAUAAUAAAAAAAAUAAAGAUGAAAAGUAGAAAACAUGUUGUUGA